AUGCCUUGCUCCUCUUCCUCCUCUUCGGACAACGACGACGAUCCCGACUACCGCCUCGACUCAUCCGACGACGAUGACCAGAACCACCACGCCGCCACCACCGACGACGGCAACCACGCCGCUGACGUCGUCCACCCGACGCCCGCCGACGCCGAGGGCGUCGUCUCGUUCCUGCGCACGCAAGGCGAGGUCGACGCUCUGUGCGAGCAAUAUGGCAUCCCCGAGGAUCAGUACACCGCUCGCCCUGCCGGCGACCUACGCGCGAGCUCGUCCCCGCCGCCGGGCACCGUGUGCGUGUACGCGCGCGCGCUGGAGGCUGGGAUGCGCGUCCCGCUCCACCCGUUCUACCGCGACGCGCUCGCCCACUUCGGCAUCGCGCCGACCCAGCUCGCGCCCAACGGGUGGCGUAUCAUGGCGGGCUUCCUGGUGCUCUGCCGCUCCGCCGGCGUGCCGCCCUCGCUCGCCGUGUUCCGCUACUUCUUUGGAUGCCUCCCGCUGUUCUGCCAAAAAAACAAGCGCAAAGGCUGGUAUUUUUUCCGAGCCAGAGGCGCGUCCCUGUGCUUCGCGGGUUUGCCGCACCGUAACACGGAUUGGAAGCACGGAUUCUUCUUCCUCUGGUCGCCGGAGCCGUGGACUUGCCCCGUGGAGUGGGGCGAGCCGCCCACGAGCUCGCUCGUCGAGCCGGUGCUCAACGGGGAGGAGGAAAAAUUGGCGGCGAAGCUGCUGGAGGCUCACGACGCCGCCCCCGUCGAUCUCAGGACCUGUCUUUGCGAGAGCAACCUUGUCGCCGCCAUGAUAUCUCCGGCGUCGCCGGUGGCAGCGACGCCGCCUACUUGUGUUCAUACAACCGCCGGUUCCGAAGGGAUGGAUCCCCUGGUCUACGGCAUGAUGCAAUCCAUUCGGGCGGAAAAGGCGGCGGCAUCCGCGAGCAAGGCGAAAAGCGAGGCGGGUAGCGACGCCCCGUCGUGCGGAAAGAAGAGGAGUCUCGACGAAGCAUUCGGCGAGGAGGGGCGGCCUUCUUCUCUGCUGCCAAGCGGGCGACCUGCCGCCCAUGGCAUCUCGGCUCUCGCCGGCGUGUGCUCGCCGCCCCCAGGCUUCUCCCGGAAGCCGACGCGCGUCCCCAACGGACACAGCGACGACGGCACAGACUGGGAGGCCGCACGGGAGUUGCUGCGAGGCGCCGUCGCGCCACCGCUGGAGCGCGUCUUUGCCGCCAGCAAGCCGUCUGAUGUCGUCGCGUCGUGCAACGUAGCGGUUCUCAAGGCCGUGAACUACGCGCUGUACUCCUCAGCAUACGCGCUGGAGCUCGAGGAGAAGCUGGCGGCGCGAGACACAGAGGUCGCCGCUCUGCAGGACCAACUGAAGAGGGCCAAGGCUAAGCUCGCUGUGGUGAAGGAUCGCAGGAGGACAUGA
Messenger RNA from Lolium rigidum, 1413 nucleotides. RefSeq lists its product as uncharacterized. The record is from RefSeq and is a predicted model, not a curated record. Lineage: Eukaryota; Viridiplantae; Streptophyta; Magnoliopsida; Poales; Poaceae. The coding region runs from base 1 to 1413 and encodes 470 amino acids. The transcript has 2 exons.